AAUUUCAAGUUUUCUUGACAGCUCGUGUCCAUUCGGUCGGAAUUCAAUGCGGGGUGUUAUUUCCAGCAAUUUUGAUUAGAAAAAUCAUUUCUAAUCAGUCCGACUGAAUUCCCGUAGUAUUUCUAGUGAUUGGGAAAACGUCUGGAAUCCGUCAUUGACUUCACGCCCGUCUAUGACAAGAAGAAACAGUUGGUCGAGCGGUUUAUACGCGAAAUUCGCCUGUGAAGUUGUCGAUCUGUGUGAGAAUUCUUGUGAUGAGUUUCGCGAUGCAAUUUUUAUAAAACGUUGUGAGGAAUAGUCCGUGCAAAACCUGAAAGUGUGUACAGUCUGCAAAAUACUUGGACGCUCCGCUUUUCUCCAGUCCGUUUGUUUUGUUGUUUCGGCAUUUAAUCGAGUUGGAAUUGAGAGAUUUGCUAAAGGAGACGGAGCAGCCGAAAAAUGGCCGAAGCAGUGGUUGAAGACCGGCCACAACAGCCCCAGCGGUUUUACUGUCAUAUGUGCAGUGUGGAAAUUCAUAUGGUCACAUCGGAUUACACAUGUCCAAUAUGUGCAGGUGGAUUUAUAGAAGAACUUCCAGCGGUUAGUGAAUCAUCAUCAUCCGAAGAUGUCGAGAUGACUGAGCCAAACGGAACUGAUAAUUUAGAAAUGUUUCGCAAUGAAUUGCGAUCAUUGCUGAUGUCGCGCGGUGGAACGACUCGACCUGCAGAAAAUGAUCACACAGAAACUGAAGAACAUAGUGCACCGACUGGUAGUCGGGGUUACGCUUUCGGACGACGUAAUCCACGUCAUCACAGAAUGGCAAAUUCCGAUAACAUUCUUUAUGAGAUUUUACAAGCACUUUCGAUGGGUAAUGAUGGUGCUUUUGGGAACGCUUCAAUGUUUUUUAUGGGCAAUCCGGGUGAUUAUGCAUGGGGUCAUGAGGGACUUGACACAAUAGUUACACAAUUGCUCAAUCAAAUGGAUACAACUGGACCGCCACCGCUAUCAAAAGAGAAAAUAGAGGAAAUUCCAAAUGUUGAAAUAACACAGGAACAAGUGGAUAUGAAGCUGCAAUGUUCAGUGUGCUGGGAGGAUUUUAAGUUGAGUGAAUCUGUGAGAAAAUUACCAUGCCUUCAUGUUUACCAUGAAAACUGCAUAGUACCUUGGCUUCAAUUGCAUGGAACGUGUCCGAUAUGCCGCAAAAGUUUAUCGCCUGAAAACGCCGACGUCACAAAUAGUUUACGAAGUGCAGCAUCAGCUUUCAUUCGCAGCUCGUCCGAAGAUUCAGGUGCAACCAGCAGUGGUGCUAAUAAUGGUAUCUCGUCGCAAACAAAUACAUCGUCUAGUCAGCCCGAUCUUCAGUUGCCUGAACACGACAAUAUCCUCAACCUGAACUCAAUUCCUCUGACAUUCUCCAGGAUAUUCGCGCAGCCCGGUAUGUCGGCAAUUAUAACGGCACCACGAGCGACACCAUUGAUGCACACUCCGACAGCUGGUCUUGUAAUGGAGAAUCCAAAUGACUUCAUACGGAAUAACUUGAGAGUUGACGGUGGUGGUGGUGGUGGAGGGGGCGGUACAAAUGACAGAAACACAGCCGCUGGUGGAAGUAGUAGCAACAGCAGUAGUAAUGCCGAUAACAAUCGAAGGAAUAAUAGCAGCCAAAAUGAUAUUCACGUGUAUGAGGACGGCAAUGUCGACUUCGAUUUCGACUAAUGCCCCGACAACAUUGCUACGUUAAUAUAAAUAAUAUAAAACAUUACCUAAAUUAUAAAUAAACAAAAUUAGCGAUGAAAUUUUAAUCUUACGAAACAGUGGAGGCAUAGGAUAAUAUUUGGAAUGUUUGCGUCCGCUUUUCUUGACCGGGACAACGACACAUUGAAGAGAAUCCUGUUUGUGUUUUCAUUCGCAUUGCUUCGUUUGCAUUGUUUUAUGUUUGGACGCUCGUGGGGAGAUUGUUUUAAAACUGGUAAAUUUGCCUAAAAUUCGUAUGUCUCGAGUGGAAAACUAAACGAAAUGGAAAAUAUCUUGCUGAAAAUCUCCCCGAGGCGGAAAAGAAGGAUCGAACACUGUUUGUCGUGUCCUUAUUUGCUAAUUCAUUCAUUCGAUUCAUAAAGCUAAUUUGUUUCUGUGAUUUCAACACUCAGAUUCCUCAAGAUGUUAAGAUUCACUUGCAAGGCGAAUGACAGGAAAUCUUUGAUGAAAUGUGAGCUUGAUUUUCCCCAGAACGUUUAUAAAGAAAUGAAUAGUAUCUGUAAUAGUUCCUUACGAGAAAAAUAGGUUGAGAGGUAUAAAUGGAAGAAACGCCUCAAGUGCGACGGUUUGGAAUAUCUCAUAAGGUAUGGAUAUCACAAUAUAUUUAUAUUCAAAAUAUUAGCAUAAAAAUAAAUGACAUCUAAACUGAAUAUCUUCGCAAGCGAAGACUUACUCGAUAACUGAUAUGAAGCAAACAAAUUCAAUUUGAACGUUGUUGGUUUGGUUUUCCGUGGAGACAAAUUGUGCAUGGGACGUUUGAAAGAAUCUGUUCUUUGUAGAAGUAAAUGGUUCAAAACACGAUUUGAAGUUACACCCACACACAUACAUAUACACAUUUUUUAUAACUCUCAUAGUAUAUCGUGUAAAUAUUUUCCCUUGAUUAAAUCACGAAAUUUCUUGUUGGUUUACGCAUCUGUAAUUUUAGUUUGUUAGUCAAGUACCCUUCAACUAAUUAACGAUGAGAAAAGACUAAAUAUUAUGCCUAAUAAAUACUGUGGCAAUCACGUGGACUAUUAUCCUUUUUUCUUUCCAAUGGCUUGUAAAGUUGAUGAAAUGUAUAAAAAAUGAAAAUAAUUAAAACGA
This is a messenger RNA of Hermetia illucens (black soldier fly), 2814 nucleotides long. RefSeq names its product E3 ubiquitin-protein ligase Iruka (gene Iru). The coding region runs from base 439 to 1692 and encodes 417 amino acids. NCBI's taxonomy places the organism in Eukaryota, Metazoa, Arthropoda, Insecta, Diptera, Stratiomyidae. Gene Ontology annotation, cellular component: cytoplasm; nucleoplasm. The transcript is spliced from 5 exons. Gene Ontology annotation, molecular function: ubiquitin protein ligase activity. Gene Ontology annotation, biological process: protein ubiquitination; positive regulation of DNA-templated transcription; ubiquitin-dependent protein catabolic process. The record is from RefSeq and is a predicted model, not a curated record.